UUGCUGGAGAGAGAAAAAACUCUGCCGGCUGUAGCUUGACUGGAGGGUUUCUCUGUCUGGUGUGGCAUUCACAUCCAGCAUCGCUUGGCUUCCCCUGCUCACUGGUCUGACUCCAGGGACUUGAAGUAGGCAGAAUAGACAGACAGCAAAGAAAUACAGAGUGCAUGUAUGGUGGAGAGAGAUAAGUGAGUUAUAAGCAGGAGUGAAAAAGAACAGAGGUCCACGGAACAGAAAAAAGGAAGAAACGUCUGAGAAGACAAGCAGUCGAGAAGGAAUCUAAAAGUAAAGUGUUGAAAAGAGGUUGAUCCGCUGAUAUUACAAAUCCACCAACAUGGCAGCCAUGGAAGCACUGGAACCAUCAAGUAGCCAGCUAGAGCCUCAAACCCUCACUGAGAUCUCAGAUGAUGAGAUCAACCUCCCACCCUCAGAUGAUGAAGAUGAUGCCUUGGCUGCAGCCAAGAAAGAGCUGUCCACCAUGGGUACAGAGGGGGACAACACCGAAGACAAGGACGAGGCAGCGAAGCUGGAUCCACAGGCAAAUGGGGUCAUGGUACUGUCUCUGCUUGACAAGAUCAUUGGGGCGGUGGACCAGAUCCAGCAGACCCAGAGUGGGCUGGAGGCCAGGCAGCAGGAGAUGGAGCGUUCGGUAACCAGCAUCCAAGGCGAGCUGACAAAACUGUCCAAGAGUCACAGCACCACAUCCAACAGCGUCAAUAAGAUGAUGGAGAAGGUACGCAAGGUGAGCGUCAAUGUCAAGACAGUGAGGGCCACACUGGAGAAGCAGGGAGGCCAGAUCAAGAAGCUGGAGAACAACGAGGCAGAGCUGCUCAAGAGGCGCAACUUUAAAGUCAUGAUCUACCAGGAUGAAGUGAAGGUUCCCUCAAAACUCAGCAUCUCUAAAUCCAUGAAGGUUUCUGAGUCUGUGUCAGGAAGCAGAGGUGGCAGUCUGCUAGAGCUCAAGGAAACGGUGGAAGAGGCUGAAGAGGAGGGAGGAGAAGGAGAGAAGGCAGACAAACCCCAUGUGGACCUCUCGUCAGAUGAGGAGGGCGUGGAGCUUGAGGAGACCAUCGAGGAGACUCGAGCUGAGCGGAUCAAGCGCAGCAGCCUGCAGCGUGUGCAAACCCUGAAGACCGUUUUCUCAAAGGAGAAGAUGGAUAAGACCAGAGCAAAGACCAAAGAGAACCUGGAGAAAACCCGGCAAAAGACUAAGGAGAACCUUGAGAAAACAAAGCAGAAGACAAAGGAGAACCUGGAAAAGACCAAGCAGAAAACCAAGGAGAAUUUAGAAAAGACCAAGCAGAAGACCAAGGAGAACCUGGAGAAAACACGUCACAACAUCGAGAAGAAGAUGGGAAAACUUCAAACGCGCAUGACUGUCAAUCCUGACCGCAAACAGAAGAUGAAGACGUCCAGUGAAAAGAUGAAGAAGGCCUUUACACCAGACCACGUCGUUUACGCUCGGUCCAAGACUGCUGUGUACAAGGUGCCCCCCUUUACCUUCCAUGUCAAGAAAGUCCGUGAAGGUGCUGUUGAGGUGGUCCAAGGCACUGAGAUGGUGGAGGUGUCCCAGGAUGCUGACCCCUUCAGUGGGGUAGAUGGAGAAGUUGAGGAAGGGGGAGUGGAGGUUGAGAUGGAGAUGAUGAAUGGAGGAGGAGAUGAGGAAGAGGUUGAUGAAGAUGAAGAGGAGGACAGCCAUGAUGCCUUGGAGGAGAACGAGGACAGAGAUAGAGACAGCGACUAAAUAUAGAGCAAGGAGUUUGCCAAGACCCUUCAAAGUCCUUUGCACCAACCCUGAGGUUCUUUUGUGAAAAGUAAAAUAAAAAAAUGUUGGGAUUUAGAACACUGCUAAAAAAUGAUUGAGGCUAAUUACAAAUGGGGUCCUAUUUUUAUAAUUCUGGCCAUUAUUUUUUCCAGUUCAGAUAACUUUGUACUCAUUAAAGUACCUUCUGAGAUCAUGCCAAUGUCACUACAGGUUUGAUUGAUCAGCCAUAUGAUCAGAAGGUAGUGAACAAGCCAACAGAAAUAGUGCAUCCAAAUUCAUUGUAGUAAUUCUUCAUUGCACAGCAGCUCUCUAUGCAAGCAUAACACUGGUAAAUAUUGCAGGUCAAAGUUAUACUGCCAGGCUGGUUAUGUCUGCCUUUGUAUUCUUUUCAGAAAGAAUUAGUCAAAAAUUGUGUGAAAGCUGCAGACAAAGCUAGCCAUGUGAUCAUGAAGAAAGAAGAACAUCUAGCAGCUAAGCGGGCAGAUAUUUUCCUCAGGUUGAACUAACUACAAUAUCUUAGAAUAUAAACAACUCCAAAUGGACGCUAGCGCUUCAUGUUUGCCAGAGUUGUAAAUAAGUAUUCUCUAACACAUUUUACACACUUUAUAUAGUGAUGGUAGGUGCUUUGUUCUUUAUAGAUACUUGUACUGCCUUUAAAAGGUCAGAAAAUUGCAUGGAACAAAAACGGUGUGAGGAAAUAGAAGAUACUAAUUACGUAUGUCCCAGCUCAUUUUUAACCUCCAGUCAUCAAUCUAGCAAUGAGUUGUUACAUUUCCAAGUGUCAGCAGGUAACUUAGUAAAGAACGUCUUUAUUACUGAAAAUAGGAAUGAUGGCCAAAAUUAUAAAAAUAUGAUGCAAUUUGGAAAAAAAUAGCUGUCAUUUAUGAGAAUCACAAUUCAAAUGACUUAGUUAAAUUCUUCUCACAUUUGCAAAAGCACUUCAAGGGUUGUUUCGAGUCCAUUUGUGUUCUGUGGAGUAAAUGAUGAUGAAAUAAGAGAGGAAGACAAAAAUGGAACAACUUUGCGGUGGGUAAGGGUAGGGAAGAUACGAUGGGCGACAGGACACCAUCAUCCCCUCACAUCAAAGUGUCUGGAUUUCAUUUUCUGUUUCAUUUUUUAUGUCAAGACACUAACCAUUCACAACUAGUGUGAUGAGAAUAUGAAAAUGACUCUCCUGUCCAUUGAAUUUCAGCAGUGUUUGAUGAAAAUGAUCUUGGGUAUAGCAGAUUCCCAGCACACUGAGUAUAUAUUCAUGCUUAUCCAGACGUUCUUUGUGCUUUAGAAAUAUCACAUAUCACACACACAAAACUAUUCCUUCCACGUUGUUUGCUGUUCAGCUGUUUUAAUGCUUAAAUGUUAUUCUACUCUGCUUCAUUUACCAUAUUUAGUGGCACAGUGAUGUCUGUUAUAUUUUUUGCUUUUGAUAUGCACAAGUAUUUGUGUAUGAUUUUGUAUACGAUCACUCAUGACGUAAGGCGGAUGUUGUCUCUUUUUCAUUACUGGCAGAAUGUAGCCUAAUGGCCGUCUCUUCAGCUCAACUCGUUUAAUGCAGUAUUUUUAUGUAACAUUCUGCUGUCAUUGCUCCCAAAGAAUAACCAUUGCCUGUGAAAAUGAAGGUUUGCAAAAUAUAAAAUAGAGACAUAACAUUUCCCUCACUAAUGAAAUUUACUUGUGCUAUUUUCUGAUGAGAUUUUUGUUCUUUAAAAUCUGUUAUGAGUUAUUCAAAAAAUGUGUUCCAUAAGUAAACUAAAUAAGGACCAAUAUGUUCAGCACACAUAGUUUAGACUCUAAUGGACACUGUACUGUUGCAGUCUGACACUGACCCCUAGUGUCCAGUCAUCUCACGAUAAUCUUCUCUGCUCCAGAUUAAAGAUGCAUUUCACCACAUCUUUCAGCUUCUGUUUCAAAUGACAAUUUUUAUUCAGAUAUUCCUACUUUUAUUCACAUUUACGUGUUUUAAAUAAGAUGUAUAAAUGUGUUUAUGGUAUUUUAGGAGUGCCUUGCAAAAAUGAAUUUAAGAAUUCAUGUUUUUCUCUCUUGAAUGUUUUGCUUUGACUGCAUUUUUGUAGCCGAUACAUUUUCAUCUGCCUAUGCAUUUUCUUACGUAAUCCUGAUGGAGGGAUGGAGGAGGUUGCCACCUAUCCAGGCAUGCUGAAGGGUGUUCGCUCUGGAUGGGUCUGUAGUCAAAAGAGCUAAUGCUGAGACAAACACAGGAUACAUGUUUGGAUCCAUGUAAGACAAAAGAGCACCACAGUAUCAAAGUUUAGCUUCAAGCUCAAACUCACCACCAUUUCAUUUGUGUUCCUUCUUUCAUAUAAUGUGAAGCAGUCCCAGUGCAGAUUUAAAACCAGCAGUUUUGCUGUCUGCCGCCUGCACUUCUUCUGUGUUUAUGAUGAUGUUUGCACAGAUUUAACAGUGCAACACAUGACCCUUACAUAUGAACAACCAAAAAGAUACUACCCUUGUGCAGUUGUGGUAGAGGCCUUCAGUGGUUUAAUGCUCAGACCUUCAUAAUGGAUCAACAGUGCCAUGUCUGUCGGAGCACUAACAACAUGCAGCUGCAACGAGGCCUGUGCCAACCAAACACAAAUGCAGUUCACAUUUAACUGUUUCCUUGCUUUUGUUUUUGUCAGUAACUGAUUCCUGUAUAAUGUUGCAUUGCUUAACCACUAAUGAUUUAAUUAAUAAAAACAAUUUGGUUCACA
Molecule: messenger RNA, 4467 nt
Organism: Acanthochromis polyacanthus (spiny chromis)
Lineage: Eukaryota; Metazoa; Chordata; Actinopteri; Pomacentridae
Gene: cavin1b
Product: caveolae associated protein 1b
Exons: 2
Coding region: 332-1741 (469 amino acids)
Biological process (GO): termination of RNA polymerase I transcription; transcription initiation at RNA polymerase I promoter
Cellular component (GO): cytoplasm; caveola
Molecular function (GO): rRNA primary transcript binding
Source: RefSeq, a predicted model, not a curated record